UUAGUUUUGUUAAGACGACAGUACAUUUUGCAAUACUAGGAUAUUAAAACAUCGAUCGGUUGCUGUUUUUGGUCUAGAAAGAUGGGUGGAGUUGAGGUUGGUGCAAAGGAUUUUGGUUCAGGCCAGAAGAGAAGUGGGGUGAGCCGUGGCGUGGCUGUGCUGGACUUCAUCCUCAGACUUGUCGCAAUCGUUGCAACCUUAGCUAGCGCGAUUGCCAUGGGGACAACCAACGAAUCGCUCCCUUUUUUCACUCAGUUCAUUCGAUUCAGGGCCAAGUACAACGAUCUCCCCACUUUCACAUUCUUUGUGGUGGCGAAUUCCAUUGUAAGCGCGUACUUAGUUCUUUCUCUAGCAUUCUCCAUCUUCCACAUCAUAAGGAGUGGUGGUGGACAAAAGAGCAGAGUGGUCUUAAUCUUCUUUGACACGGGAAUGCUGGCGUUGUUGACCGCGGGGGCUUCAGCAGCGGCGGCGAUCGUCUACUUGGCGCACAAGGGCAACACCAGGACCAACUGGUUUGCCAUUUGCCAACAGUACAAUUCCUUCUGUGAGCGAAUUUCUGGAUCGUUGAUUGGAUCAUUUGGAGGGAUAAUAGUCUUGAUACUGUUGAUUUUGAUCUCCGCUGCAACUCUCUCCCGCCGUUGAUUCACUCUUGUCAAGGGAGACCGCGUGCAUGUGAUUGUAUCUCUUGGUGAUUGUUGGUUUGUGUUUGUAUUCGUGUCCUUUUUUCUUUUUUUCUUUUUUUUUUUUUUGAGAAUUUAUCAAUGUGUUCGAGUGUAAUGUAAUGGGUGCGAUUAAGUAUAGUCAUGUCGAAUACUGAAUUGAAAUUUAAAGACGUGUUUGAAUGCUGA
This is a messenger RNA of Sesamum indicum (sesame), 848 nucleotides long. Its product is annotated as casparian strip membrane protein 1. Lineage: Eukaryota; Viridiplantae; Streptophyta; Magnoliopsida; Lamiales; Pedaliaceae. The record is from RefSeq and is a predicted model, not a curated record.